AUGACCACAUCAGGGAAUGCUACCCCACAUGGAUACAGUGUUUUACCUCCAGAGGAUAAUCGACCAACGUCUAGUGUCUCUCGCACUAAUACACACAAACCUGCAGACUCACAGCCAUCAUCAUCAUCUGCUUCACAACUUAUGAUGUUGAGUCUUCACAUUCAAGGUAAUAGUUCUGAGCCUAACACUCCUACCACAAAUCAGUCAGAUACACCUGGUCAUGACAAUACACAAGUUGGCAUGAGGGACAUGCAUAAUAGACUUGUCAUCGAGCCUGAAGGCUACACAACUGUUAAAAAUUUGUAUUACAGUUUCAAUCCAGAUGAUGCUGUGGGGAUCAUUUCUCAGGUAAUCAAAGAACUCUAUAGAGAUGCUUAUCCUACAUGGGGCAAGUUCCUUAGCAAUCUCAAGAGAAAAAUAUUUUUGGAGUUCAGGAAAAAAUGUGCUUGGCGCCCGGAACAUGAGGCCAAAAUUUGUGCAAACUUUCACAAGAAAGCUACGCAUACUCUUGCUAGUUUGUUUAAUAAAGCUCGUAGAGAUAAUAACAAACCUAGCUGGGUUCUACCGGAGGAUUGGGCAAAAUUACCUGUGCAUUGGAAAUAUGAUCCAAGAUUUAAGCAGAUCAGUGAGAUCGGUAAAAACGCAAGAUCAUCUACUAAGGGUGGUUCUUUACACACAAGUGGGGCUCAAAGUCAAGGAAGUGUGAGGAGGAAAUUAAUGUGUAUCAUUUUUCUUUGUGAAAAGGAACUAGGAAGACCGGUAACUCAAGCUGAGGCAUUUAAGGCAACACACAUUAGAAAGAAGAAAAAUCCUGAAGAUCCAGACGUGUGGGUUGAACCGCGAGCUGAAGUGACCUACAAUCGAUAUCUUCAAGCUUUGGAGGAUUUACAACAAACUCUGCCGGAAGAAAAUCUAGGCCUAAAUAGUUCAAAUCAUGAUGAAUCGAUGAAGAAAAAUUUGGCUAUGGAGAAAAAGAUUGUUGAGCUAUCUAGCCAAGCCGAAGAAUCACGGGCUAGGGAAAGGCGGUUGGAAUUACAGUUUGCGGGUCUUAAGGCUCAAUUCGAUGCACUACUUGCCCCAGGAGGGAUUCCCCCUUGUUCUGGUGAUGUCACUUUCCCUCCUCGACCUCCUCAAUCUCAACCUACUCAAUAUCCAAUGUAUGGUCAACAAAGAAAUAUGACACAUGAGUCUAGUAGUGAUGAAGAAAGUGAUUAUUAUGUGGCAAACACACUACCACAUUAG
This is a messenger RNA of Solanum pennellii, 1242 nucleotides long. RefSeq lists its product as uncharacterized. The transcript has 6 exons. The record is from RefSeq and is a predicted model, not a curated record. NCBI's taxonomy places the organism in Eukaryota, Viridiplantae, Streptophyta, Magnoliopsida, Solanales, Solanaceae. Bases 1 to 1242 code for a protein of 413 amino acids.